AUGAGAGAAGAGUCUCAUCUGCCAUUUUUUUUUUCACCAUCUUCACCCAUUUCAAUACGAACUUUAACCUACCACUACCAGCAUUCAUUGAACAUGGCCAGGUCUAGGGGUAAUUCCAAACUGGUUCCAACACCAAAGAAGGAAGAGCUAGUUUCAAAAAAGAGAAAACAAGAUGUUGAAGAAGAAGCAGAGACAAGUUCAGAUGAAGAAUUUAAAGUUGAAGGAUUGAUUGAUCAAGAAAGUGAUGAUGAAGAAGAAGAGGAAGAAGAAGAGGAAGAAUCAAAUUCCGAAGAUAGGGAUGAUAAUAACGAAGAUGGUGAACCAAAUGGAGCAUUAGAAGAAGACGAAGAAGAGGAGGAAGUAGACGACGACAUCAGUGAAGCAAGUCGAUCAGAUUUUGAUUCUGAGGAAGAACUCAACAAACUUCUUGGAGACGAAGAAGAUCCAAGUGAUUAUAGCUCAGUAGAGUUUUCAGAUGAACCACAAGAUGAUUUAUCCGAUGUCAAUUUGAAAAAUUUAACUGUUAAAGAUCCAUCAGCUCAAGAAAUCAAGACCAAAUAUUCUGAUGGUAGAUUGAGAAUAAUUAAACCAGAAAUUGAACCUGUCUAUGACAGUGACGACAGUGAUGCUGAAAACUUCAAUACUAUUGGUAAUAUCCCCAUUUCAGCCUAUGAUGAAAUGCCUCAUAUUGGUUACGAUAUCAAUGGUAAGAGAAUUAUGAGACCUGCUAAAGGGUCUGCAUUGGAUCAAUUAUUGGAAAGUAUCGAUUUACCACAAGGAUGGACUGGGUUAUUAGAUCAAAACACUGGUAGCUCUCUAAAACUUACCGAUGAAGAAUUGGAAUUGAUUCGUAAGAUUCAACAACAAGAAAACACUGAUGAGAACAUUAACCCAUAUGAGCCAUUGAUUGAUUGGUUCACCAAAGAUCAAGAAGUGAUGCCAUUAACAGCAGUGCCUGAACCCAAGAGAAGAUUUGUUCCAUCAAAACAUGAAGCUAAACGAGUAAUGAAAAUAGUACGCGCCAUUCGUGAAGGAAGAAUCUUGACACCAGAAAAGGCCAAGGAACAACGUGAAAAAGAAGAUGAUGAAUUAAACUUUGAUCUUUGGGCCGAUGAGACCGAAGUUCCAGAUCAUAUUAUGAAUUUGAGAGCACCGAAGUUACCACCACCAACAAACGAUGAAAGUUAUAAUCCACCAGAAGAGUAUCUCUUAACUGAAGAAGAACGUGCUCAAUGGGAAAAUGAAGAUUCAAUUGAUCGUGAACGCAACUUCAUUCCUCAGAAAUACAAAUCCCUUAGACAGGUUCCUGGAUAUCAAGAUAGUGUUCGUGAACGAUUUGAACGAUCAUUGGAUUUAUACCUUGCUCCAAGAUUGCGUAAAAAUAAAUUGAAUAUUGAUCCUGAAAGUUUGAUUCCGGAAUUACCAUCACCAAAGGAUUUACGUCCAUUCCCUAUACGUUGUUCAACUAUAUAUGAAGGUCACACAGGCAAGAUUAGAACUGUUGCUGUCAACCCACAAGGUAUUUGGUUAGCUACCGGAUCAGACGAUGGAAGUGUUAGAAUAUGGGAAGUAUUGACUGGAAGGCAAGUUUUUAAAGCACAGAUUAUCAACAAGGAACAUAAUGGUGAAGAUCAUAUUGAAAGUAUUGAAUGGCAUCCUGAUUCAGAUACUGGUAUAUUGGCAAUUUGUGCUGGUGAAAAUAUCUAUCUUUUGGUACCCCCUAUUUUCGGAUUUGAUAUCGAAAAUACUGGUAAAUUGAGAAUUGAAAGUGGUUGGGGUUAUGAUACAUUUGGAAAUAAGAAACAAGAUAUGAAAGUUGGUGUUGAAGGAGAUGACGCAGAUGCUGACGAUGCAGCAACUAUUGCUACUAAAAAAGAUGUGGCUAAAUGGAUCAACCCCACAACUACACAACAAUCCCAAUCAAUUGCAGCGAUUAUUCAAUGUCGUAGAACCGUCAAGAAAAUCUCAUGGCAUAGGAAAGGUGAUUACUUUGUUACCGUUUCACCCGAUAGUAAAAACACUGCUGUUUUAAUCCAUCAAUUGUCAAAACACUUGUCCCAAUCACCAUUUAAAAAGACCAAGGGGGUUAUAAUGGAUGCAAAAUUCCACCCUUUCAAACCACACUUAUUCGUUGCAUCUCAACGUACCAUCAAGAUCUACGAUUUGUCACAACAAAAUUUAAUCAAGAAAUUAAUGCCUGGUGUUCGAUUAUUAUCGACAAUUGAUAUCCACCCCCGUGGUGAUAACUUGUUAGCUGGGUCUUACGAUAAACGUGUUCUUUGGCAUGAUUUAGAUCUUAGUGCUACUCCAUACAAGACUCUUAGAUAUCAUGAGAAAGCCGUACGAACAAUCAAAUACCACAAGGGUAAUUUGCCCCUUUUUGCAUCGGCUUCUGACGAUGGAAGUAUACAUGUUUUCCAUGGUACUGUAUAUGACGAUUUAAUGACGAAUCCAUUAUUGGUUCCAUUGAAAAAAUUGACGGGUCAUAAAGUGAUUAAUCAAAUUGGUAUAUUGGAUAUUGCUUGGCAUCCAAAAGAAGCUUGGUUGUUUAGUGCUGGUGCUGAUGGCACUGCUCGUUUAUGGACAACAUAA
Messenger RNA from Lodderomyces orthopsilosis Co 90-125, 2592 nucleotides. It is a transcript of the gene ERB1, whose product is annotated as Erb1p. Gene Ontology annotation, biological process: ribosome biogenesis; maturation of LSU-rRNA from tricistronic rRNA transcript (SSU-rRNA, 5.8S rRNA, LSU-rRNA). NCBI's taxonomy places the organism in Eukaryota, Fungi, Ascomycota, Pichiomycetes, Serinales, Debaryomycetaceae. The record is from RefSeq and is a predicted model, not a curated record. Gene Ontology annotation, molecular function: ribonucleoprotein complex binding; protein binding. Gene Ontology annotation, cellular component: preribosome, large subunit precursor; PeBoW complex. The transcript has a single exon. Bases 1 to 2592 code for a protein of 863 amino acids.